GAGUUCUUCCGGAAAUAGGGUUUUCAAACCGGAAGUGUGGCAGUUUACCUCCCGAACUGCGGACAGGCACCAUGGCGGCUUACGAGCAGGUCCAAAAGGGGCCCUUGAAGCUGAAAGGCGUCGCAGAGCUCGGCGUGACCAAGCGAAAGAAGAAAAAGAAGGACAAAGACAAUGCGAAACUCCUGGAAGCGAUGGGAACGAGCAAAAAGAACGAGGAGGAGAAGCGGCGCGGUCUGGACAAGCGGACCCCGGCCCAGGCGGCCUUCGAGAAGAUGCAGGAGAAGCGGGUGAGGCGGGUGGGGAGGCUGGGAAUGCUUCGCGCCGCGGGCCUGGGCCUCCGGGGGUGGGUGCUUAGGAAGGGCCCGGAGACUCGAAACCGAGAUAGCCCCAGGACGUUCGGAGGAGGGCGAGCGGUCAGAAAUGACCUUAAUUCCGGGGAGAAGAUGCUGAGGAAGAGAGGAAGAGUCCGCGGCUGGGGGAGCUCCUGCAAUGGGAAGCCCCUCAAGACCUAGUGGACAGCACAGGGGAGAGCUAGAGAUGGCUGGCGUUGAAAGGAGCCAGAGCUGGAUAUCGGGUUUGUCGCUCCUUUUCCCUGUGACACUGGGCCAGUAAGUCAUCUUCUUUCCGUGCCGCAGUUUCUUCAUCUAUAGGGGGCAGGAUAGUACUGUUUUCCUAAGAGGAAUGGGAGCUUAGUGAUGCAGGUAAAGCAUUUGUCACUAGGUCUGGUAUAAAGUCUUCGUUCAGUUGAUGUUAGCUGUUGAUAUUAAAUGGCCAUAGUCCCUGCUGUAAGUCACCACAAACUGUUUCCAUGACGACUUUGUUGGCAGAUUCAAAUAUGUUGGGUUUGUUUUGUUUUG
This is a messenger RNA of Hipposideros armiger (great roundleaf bat), 857 nucleotides long. It is a transcript of the gene FAM32A, whose product is annotated as family with sequence similarity 32 member A. The record is from RefSeq and is a predicted model, not a curated record. Gene Ontology annotation, cellular component: nucleolus. The transcript has 2 exons. The coding region runs from base 72 to 512 and encodes 146 amino acids. Lineage: Eukaryota; Metazoa; Chordata; Mammalia; Chiroptera; Hipposideridae.